AUGAGUCUCGUAGUCGCUCUCGUAUGUUUACCAUGUGCUGUCAUUCCAGCAGUGAUGUACAUCAAGAAUCUUGAUUACUAUCUUGAACCUCGGACAAAAACUGAUAUUUCUCCUCAAGCAGUUUCCAUACUCAUUCCUGCGAGAAACGAAGCUGCUGGAAUAGCUGAUGCGAUACGAGCCGCUCUCGCCACAUGCGACAUCGAAUUCGAAGUAGUUGUCAUGAACGAUGGAUCGACCGAUGGGACCGAUCGUAUUGUACUCAAUCUCGCCGAAAAUGAUAAACGUGUUCGACUAGAAAACGCUCCAUCGCUUCCCCCUGGUUGGAACGGAAAACAGCACGCAUGCUGGUGCCUUGCUCAGACUGCUCGGAAUCCAAUUCUUUGUUUCGUCGAUGCCGAUGUUCGCUUACGGUCCGACUGUAUUAGUCGGAUGGCUAAUUUUCUUGAUGGUCAAUCACUUGUCAGCGGUUUUCCACAACAAAUCACCGAAACUUUUCUGGAAUGGAUGUUACUUCCGUUAAUACAUUUCCUCUGUCUUGGUUUUCUUCCCAUUUCUCGAAUGAGAACGACAACAGAACCUGAGACAAGUGCUGCCUGUGGUCAAUUCAUAAUGACGCGUGCAGAUGAUUAUUUUACUUGUGGUGGACAUAGCGGCAUCAAGUUAACCAUGCACGAUGGUCUUCGUCUACCGCGACUUUUCCGAACAGCUGGUUUUAAAACCGAUCUCGCUGAUCUUACGAAUUUAGCUAGUUGUCGAAUGUACACGUCUGCCAGUGAAGUGUGGAAUGGACUUGCAAAAAAUGCUACUGAAGGUCUUGGCUCUCCGACAUUGAUUAUUCCUACAACGGCAUUACUUUUUCUCGGACAGGUUCUACCGUUUAUGAAUUUAGGAUCUCUUAUCUAUCAGCAGAUCAAUAAUUCAUCAACUUCUUACUGGUUUCAUUUGUAUUCUACGAUUACUCUGAUUUCUGUCGUUUCUGCUUAUCUACCUCGCAUUCUUGGAAUAACUCGUUUUCGUCAAGACUGGCGUGGAGCAAUUUUACAUCCAUUUGGCAUCGUACUACUUCUAGGAAUACAAUGGUAUGCUUUCGGCCGUAAAAUCAUCGGUUGCAAGACAAGCUGGCGUAACCGAGCGUAUGUAUAA
Molecule: messenger RNA, 1143 nt
Organism: Adineta ricciae
Lineage: Eukaryota; Metazoa; Rotifera; Eurotatoria; Adinetida; Adinetidae
Source: the annotation of a GenBank genome assembly